AUGAGUGUACUGCUGCCCAACAUGGCGGACUUCGACACCAUCUAUGAGCUGGAGGAGGAGGGAGACGAGGAAGAGGAGGAGGAGGACAAUAACAACAACGAGGAGGAGGAGGAGGAGUCCGAAGCCGUGGUGCGGAGCCAGGAGCUUCCCCGACCCCGCGACGCGCCGGAUCCCGUAGCGGUACGGGGCGCCGGGCACAUCACCGUGUUUGGCUUGAGCAACAAGUUUGAUACAGAAUUUCCUUCUGUUCUUACAGGGAAGGUUGCCCCUGAAGAAUUCAAGACCAGCAUCAGUCGUGUGAAUACCUGUUUAAGAAAGAAUCUCCCUGUCAAUGUCAAAUGGCUGCUUUGUGGCUGUCUGUGCUGCUGCUGCACACUGGGCUGCAGCCUGUGGCCUGUAGUCUGUCUUAACAAACGAACUAGAAGAUCAAUUCAGAAGUUGUUAGAAUGGGAAAAUAACAGACUAUAUCAUAAGCUGGGUUUGCACUGGAAACUGAGCAAAAGGAAAUGUGAAACCAGCAAUAUGAUGGAAUAUGUUAUACUAAUAGAGUUCUUACCAAAAUAUCCCAUAUUUCGACCUGACUGAGGAACAGCAUUUGGUCUUUCAUCUAACCUGUCAUUUUCUACCCUUAGUGCCUUGUAGAUGAUUUUGGAAAGAAGAUGGUCUACUUUGCUGUGACUUUAAAAAUGUUCUUCAGUAGAAUAUCUUCCUUGCUAUGUUACUUUCUUUUGUUAAGAAGAGAAGAAUUUGCACAUUUUUUAUGUUAAACGAGGCUUCUAUGUUGCACUCUGAAUUUUUAACUGAUAAUAGUUGCCACUAGGGAUCUAACAUCAGUGCUGCUUAAACUUGUUCUGAGCAUGCUGCCUUAUUCAUUUCUGUAUUUGCUGUCCUCAAACAUGCAUCCUAGUGCUGUGUCAUACUCUUAUUUCAUUCUAAACGUUGAAAUCCUAUAAACCCUCAAUAUGAGAUGUCCAGGUAAGCAUCCAGUAGUAAUGAUUUUAGUAGAACCUGCUUGCAUAGGACUUGCAAUCAACAGCACUGGUUUUCUCCUGCACUUUGCAAAAUCAUCAUUUACAUUUAGGGGGUUGUUUUUACCUGCUAUGGAUUUGUAAAUAUUGACUCUCUGCAUAAUGUAAAGUGUGGUAUGCCAAGGUUUACAGAAUGUAAUAUAGCUCUUACUCUAUUGCCAACUGGCCAACAUUGUUUUAUUCAUUACAUUUGCUAGGAUCCCUCCUGACUGUACAGACCCAUCCACACGCUGUUUUUAUGGUAAAGCCAUAAUGAGUUUGUACAUACUGUCAGCUGUGUAGGGCUCGGUUGCACUUUGUUCAGUGGUUGGAUGACAAAUGCAGAGCAUUUCUGGUUUUUUCAAGUAUUUCAGGUGUUGUUGGCAGCACCUGAAAUAGGAAGCUCAAGUACUCUUCACCUUUGAAAAAGUUACAUUUGUGGGGUAGGCAGAGGCUGCUGUUAGCAAAAUGUCCUAAAGUCUCUUUUUAUGUUGGGAAUAUGUGGAUGUCAAAUUUUCUUUUGAAGUAAGGAAAAAAAAUGUUUAAAAAUUGGAGACCUUCUUUACUAAGGAGAAAAAUUUUGAGCAGCCAAAUCAGAGCUGAAGUGUAACACUUUACUUUUGUAGUGUGGCAAAACUUCAACAUUUUAAGAGUUUUCCAGUGGAAAUCAACUUUAUCUCAGUUAGAACAGUGUUGCAAAAUAGGAAGUGGGUCAGUUGAAAGGGUUCAUGCCUAUGUUUUGGUAUUCAGACAGUCUGAAGAGCUCCAAAUGCCUUGUGGAAUUCACAAGUAUUUUUGGGUUUAUCCCUGUUUUCUUGAAGGGAACUAAAUGUAGAAAAACUUCCUGUGAUGGCUGGCCUAAGCAGGAUCACUUUGUAAUAGGAAAAUUGCUGCAAGUUCCCAUUCCUUUCCUAACUAGAAAUAAGAAAUUGGACAAAAAUCAGCAGGUGGCUGAGUAUCUGCAAGGUGUGUUCAGUAUCAUCAUCCAUGCCCAGGCUUUUCUUUGCAGCAACUUGACUCCUUGUGACAUCAUCCCAAGUUGCUUUUUAAUUUCAGGGUGACUUGGGAUUUCCUCUGAAUGUAUUUGCAUCUUUUCAGUAUGCAAUAUUGUAUUAAAAUACAGUAUUUGUAAGACCAUUGCAUUCUAGUAACUGUAACAGGCCAGAUUUCUUGUUUCAGUGUUUACAGAAGGCCAAGUUUUAUGCAACUUGUUACAAGUUUUAUGCUAUUCUUACUGUACAGCUGAGUGUCAGACUCCAGAGCUUGCAGUAGUUUACAACCACAGACUGAUGCUUCAGAUUCUGAAAUCUGUGUACUUGGUGCAGAGGCUUCAUUUGACUGGGAGGCUGGUGACAAUUAACUGUAAUUUUAUUUGUAACAUAAUGAAUAAAAAACCUGUGGUGUUUGACU
Molecule: messenger RNA, 2417 nt
Organism: Calypte anna (Anna's hummingbird)
Lineage: Eukaryota; Metazoa; Chordata; Aves; Apodiformes; Trochilidae
Gene: CHIC1
Product: cysteine rich hydrophobic domain 1
Exons: 6
Coding region: 1-585 (194 amino acids)
Source: RefSeq, a predicted model, not a curated record